AUGCAAGUACACAACCGAGAAAGCCGGCCUAGUACGAUCGAAGCUGCUCAUCCGUUACACGACUCCGCUGAAUGUUUCGCGUAUCUCUAUUCUCCACCGCAGAAUAACAAUGAUUUCUCAGCAGGUAUCAGCGGCGGCUUGUUGUGGUUGAUAGGAUUUGGACCAGCAGAGUCCCUUGUUGAAGAAAAAAAAAUGCGCUUGGCCACUCUAGUCGCGGCGCUCGCUGCUGUUGCUGAUGUCGCCACGGCGAUUCAAACGGCCAGCCAAACGGCUCUUCCGACGAGGCGUCCCGAGGACAUGGAUGUGAAUGUUACACUCCCUCAUGUGCCUAGCAGCAAGUCUGCAGAGAUUUGGGACGAUUUUAAACAUGAGGCGACCUGCAAAGGCUGCCAGGUAAAACACCCCUCGUCCCUCGUACUACUCAGCAUGCUGGCGUUGCUAAAAGCGCUCGCCAACUUUGGCGAAGACGUCUUUGUUACUGCCGCCCAGUCGAUUUGCAAGUUGAGCAAGGUUGAGGACGCCGACGUGUGCGAUGGCUUCAUGAACCUCGAGGGUCCUACUGUCCAGAGGCUCCUCAAGGAAAUCAGCAUCUACGGCCGCACUUCAAAGUUGCUUUGCGGUGCUAUGCUCGGUCUCUGUAACAUCCCCGCACCGAUUCCUCUGCAGUUCGCGCUGCCCCCCAAGAACGUGACUGCUCCGCGUCAGCGCGUCAGCGGGAUGACGCCGAUCAAGGUGGUGCACUUUUCGGACAUUCACGUAGACCAUCAUUAUGCUGUGGGAACAAACACGCAGUGCACCAAGCCAGUCUGCUGUCGCCCGUACACGACAUCUGAUGAGGUCGGCGAAACCCAAAAUCCUGCCGGCCCUUUUGGAGAUCACAACUGUGAUACCCCCGAGAGUCUCGAGAGGAGCAUGUACGAUGCCAUCAGGAAGGUCGUCCCGGAUGCUGCGUUUUCGAUCUUCACCGGAGACAUUGUUGAUCACCACAUCUGGAGCAGAAGCAAGAAAUCCAACAUUGACGAGAUUCAUGCUUCCAUGCAGGUCAUGGACAAGCAACUCAACAUUGUGUACGGCACCGUCGGCAACCACGAGAUGAGCCCUGCCAACCUAUUCCCGUCCAAGGCCUACAAGCGCGGGGGCAAAGAGGACAUCAAGUGGCUGUACGAGCUGGUCGCGGGCUACUGGCUCAAGUCGACGGGCCAGGGGACCCAAAAGGACAUUUCCACGAUUGGCGCGUACGCGGCCAAGAACCCCCGCGGCAAGCUGCGCAUCAUCUCCAUCAACACCAACAUGUACUACCGCAACAACUUUGAGCUGUUCCACGAGGUCAUGGAGCAGGACCCCAACGGGCAGUUUGAGUGGCUUGUAAGGCAGCUCCUGAGUGCCGAGAAGGAGGGCGACCGCGUCUACAUCAUCGGCCACAUGCCCAUGGGCGACAUCGAUGCGCUGCACGAUGGCUCCAACGCGUUUGAUGCCAUUGUCAACCGCUUCUCCGACACCAUUGCCGCCAUGUUCUUUGGUCACACCCACGUAGACCACUUCCAGCUGCACUACGCCAACUACACGGCGCGCAACUUUGACAGCGCGCGCGUCAUGUCCUACAUUGCGCCGGCCCUGACGCCCACCUCGGGCAUGCCCUCCUUCCGCGUCUACGACGUUGACCCCGUGACCUUUGCCGUCCUCGACGCCGUCACGUACAUUGCCGACAUGGACCACCCGACCUUCCAGACCGCCGGCCCCGUCUGGUCCAGGUACUACAGCGCCAAGGAGACGUACGGCGCGCUGCUCACCCCGCCGCUGACGGACCCCGCCGCCGAGCUCAGCCCGGCCUUUUGGCACAACGUCACCGAGGUCUUCGAGGCCGACGAGGACGCGUUCAACAAGUACAUGGUGCGCAAGAGCCGCGGCUGGAAGCCCCAGCAGUGCAGCGCCGCCUGCCGGGACGGCGAGAUUUGCAUGCUCCGCGGUGGCCGCGCCCAGGACAACUGCCACAAGAGCAAGCCGGACCUCCACUUGAGAAAGCGCGAUGGAAUGGGUCCCGCCGGAACGCACGACCACUGCGGCGCGUCGGGCAUCGCCAUGAUGCUCAGCAAGCUCGUCACCGAGAAGCGUGCUCUGGAGAGGAUUGAGGCGAUUGUUGACACGGAGGGCGCCAGGGUGCCCACACCAAUUUGGUUUCCUACCCCUCGUCCCAAAAAGCCCAAGUCCACGAAGUCGUAG
This is a messenger RNA of Cordyceps militaris CM01, 2220 nucleotides long. RefSeq names its product acid sphingomyelinase, putative. Gene Ontology annotation, molecular function: hydrolase activity. Lineage: Eukaryota; Fungi; Ascomycota; Sordariomycetes; Hypocreales; Cordycipitaceae. The transcript is spliced from 7 exons. Bases 1 to 2220 code for a protein of 739 amino acids. The record is from RefSeq and is a predicted model, not a curated record.